Molecule: messenger RNA, 2677 nt
Organism: Amoebophrya sp. A120
Lineage: Eukaryota; Dinophyceae; Syndiniales; Amoebophryaceae
Source: the annotation of a GenBank genome assembly
UCGACUUCUAGAUAUCUAAUCCACACUUCUGGAUCCACUCUUCAUUCGGUUCUGAAUAAAUGAACUCUUGAUCUGAUAGGACAAAGUCGGUUGUUGUAUUUGUUCAAUAUCAAUUUCAAUGUAUUGCGUUAUUUUUCUAGUACGGCAGUGAGUGUUGAAAGUAGAAUAGCACCGCUGCGGCAAUUUGUCAUCUUUUAUCUGAAUUUUCGCUUAUUUUCGGUUUCCCCCUAGAGCUAGACUCUUUCUGUUUCUCAGCCUCAAAAGAUUCUUCGAGCCACCUCUUCUGUUCCUUGCAUACUUCCAUUUCUGGACCCAUCUUCAAAAUGCCCGAGGACCGUGUUUACAACUUUAGCGCAGGGCCGUGCAUUUUGCCGGUCGAGGUGCUGGAGGAGUGCAAGGGCGACAUGCUGAAUUUCAAGAAGUCCGGCAUGGGGGUUAUGGAGAUGAGCCACAGGAGUAAGGACUUUGUCAACAUCUACAACGAGACAGAAAAGAACCUCCGUGAUGUGCUUGCGAUUCCAGACCACUACAAGGUCCUGUUCGCACAAGGUAAAUAAAGAAGUUGUUUUAGAGGUGCAUGCAAAAAACAGGAAGAACCCAUGACGAUGGAUGAAAAUACCAGCAUCGAAACGUCAUAUUACUUUUUAUACGACGUAUGUGUCAACAAAAUGUGAUUGGAAUUUCACUUCUCUCGCAACGCUACUAGUAGUACACCACCUCGACAGGCGGCGCCUCCUUGCAGUUUGCCAGCGUGCCUUUGAAUUUUUUUGGUGGUGGCAAAACUAACGGGGACUACGCAGUGACGGGGCAGUGGGGGGAGAAGGCCGUCAAGGAGUGCGGAAAGUACGGAACGGGAACUGCGGUGUGCAACACCAAACCGCAGAAGUUCACACAUAUACCACCCGUGGCAGAAUGGAAGAUGUCGGACCCGGAGACAACGGCAUUCCUCCACUACAGUAGAAAUCGCACAGUGAUAUUGAAUUUCCAUCGCAUUAUAUUGAUGUCAGGGCAUGUGGUGACAUGAGCUUUAUCUACUUCCUCCUUUUAUUGCGUUCCGAAAUGGAUGACUGGCACUGGCCUCGUCAUUCGAAAACGAUUUGCAAAACUCGCAACUCUUUUUGCAAAACAGCCGACAACGAGACGGUGAACGGGGUGGAGUUUACCGCGCCACCUGAGAUCGGCACCGGGGUACCCCUUGUGGCCGACAUGAGUUCCAACUUCUGCACGAGGCCAAUCGAUGUUGGAAAGGUAAAAAACAUGAAAUAUAGAAGUGCCUACAGAUGAAGAAGCUGAAGCACAUUUACAGACUGAGUCUAUCCUCGUAGGCAUGAUAACUAUAUUUGCCGAUAUCGACCUCGACGUCGUGCUCGUGCAUGCAACACAGAGCAGUUGAUAUUUCGACAACUUGAAAUAUAACACUACACUUGCAGCACGCUAUGAUAUAUGCGGGCGCGCAGAAAAACGCGGGGAUAGCGGGAAACACCAUCUGCAUGGUGGACGAGAAGUACAUGAGCCAGGAGAUGAAAAUCUGUCCCUCGGUGUGCAGUUGGAAGACCCAGGCCGGUGCGGAUGGGAUGUACAACACGCCACCCUGCUACGCAAUCUACGUUACUGGUGUGUAUCUGAAAUACACCAAAGAGAAGGGUGGAGUCAGCUUCUGGGCGGAGCAGUGCGCGAAAAAGAGCGGCAUGAUAUACGAUGUAAGCAAAAAUCAAAGUUUUUCUGUGAGGACCCUUCUUGCGUUCUACUUACUUUGCAGGACCGUGGUCGGUCGGUACUCAGUUGGAGAACCUCCUGUGUGACCACCUGCGAAGCAGGUGGCGCUCGUCGAGUAGUUGCUUCUCAUGAUCAUGAAGAAUGUGAGUAUUUGAUGUGCUUGUGCAUGCUUACAAAAAUAUAUUCCCUACUAGGUGAUUGAUGGUAGCAGCGACUACUACACGUGUCCGGUUCAGAAGGAUUCCCGGUCUAGGUGCAACCUGCCCUUCCAGAUUGGCGGCGGCAACGAUGCGUUGGAGAAAAAAUUUCUCGAGGAAGCGAAAAAAAUCAACCUGUAUACCCUGGCGGGGCACCGCACCGUGGGCGGAAUUCGUGCGAGCUUGUACAACGGGAUGCCUAUGAAGGGGGUGGAAACGCUUCAGGACUUCAUGAAAAGCUUCAUGGAAGAAAAUCCGCUGUGAAUUUUCCCUUAGCUUCAUCGCGCCAUGAACAUGGUCGACUAGUGGGACUUGCAAGCGACAAUAUCACAGUUUUGACGACAUUUUGGAAAUCAGCCUACAACUUUUGAAUCUUCCUAUUGACAAAAAUGAACAGUAAUAUGCUAUGUUUUGCCCUCCCUGGCGCACGAGUCGUGGUUCUUAGAACUCUGUCUGCAGGAUGAUGCGACGUAGCGAUAAGAGGUGAGUGGAGAUGACUUUGACUCCUCUUGCUCUUGGUCCAAUUUUCAAGAACGUUAACGACUUUUUCAAUGCCAGAAAUACAUCAGGGUUUAUCUCUCAGCACCAUGAGCUGAACCUUGAAUGAGCGGAAAAAACACGGGGCUGCGGCUCCGCGCAUUCAAAACCUAUCGAGCGGUUUUCUCGAAAAUGUAUAGUACUACUUCACUUCUAUAUGCCAGUUGACUGCACCACGAGACUCCAAGCACUGCUUGCCAAAACCCUCGGUCGCCGUCUUAUGUAGG